CUGCGAACUGUCGAGUCAGUUUUCUUGCAAAGUGAAAGUAAAAGCUAUCGUGCAGCUGAAGCCAGAUCUAGCUGAAUCGAUAUGAUCGUGUACGAAUGAUUUUUGAUCAUGAGAGUGGUUUUCAAGACACUCGUCAGCUUGUACGUGUGUACAGGUGUCCUGUGUGUCCAUCAGCUGUCAUGGCUGCCCUGUAUGUUCAUUGAUGAGCGGGUGUCUUUAAAUGAUAAAGGUGUUCCUGAAAUUCAGCAAAUACCAAGGGAGGCUUUUCUACAAUUUGGUCAAAAGGAAGAUGCUGCUGUUAACCCACAGGUCAUCACCUUUAUGGUGACAGGAUCUAGGUUGGAUUUGCGUCGGUAUGUGGAUGUAUGGGAGGCGGAGCAGUUAGAGUGUCAGCUGUAUAGGUACAGCACACAUGGCAGCUAUGUCCGCUGGCCUGGGAAGGGCAAUCAGGAGUACAACCAUUGGUUCCGCUUCACCAUUAAACCCAGCAACGGCCUGUCUGUCACCAGUGGCUUCCUCCGACGCCCAUCUGACCAACCUGCCCCGGAAAAGCAGGACUUCUUCAACUGGACCACCAUCGCAGACAGGGAGGUACUCACGACAACGGUGGCCGUGGUCAUUAAAUCACAGACCCCCUUUGUGAGGACAGGUCUACGCUCCCAACCAAAGCUUCACUGCCAGUUUGCUCUGGACCACAAGAGUCCAAACUUCAUUUUGGAGUGGAUCUUGCAGCGCCGUGGGGAGAGAACCACAGUGUUCAGCUAUAACAGCCGCUCAGGUCAAACUGAGGGCACUGGGGUUGGACUGAAGGCUCUGGAAGACGGCGAUGCUUCUUACUCUCUGGCCUUCACUAAGACCAUCAGCGAGGGGCUCUAUAUUUGUUCCCUGUCUGUCAAUCCACUCUCCAUUCAGAUGAAUAUGGAUCUGCACGUCGAAGAGCCUCCCCGUGUCUCCAUAAACAUUCAACCUGAUCUCCUCCUGCAGAAGGGUGAGGAGCAGAAGGUUGUGUGUGAGGCGGUGGGAUAUUACCCACUGGAUGUGGAAAUAGUUUGGCAUGAACAGGAGCCAUCUGCUUCAGGCCAGAGGGUCGGCACUUCCUUGCCUAAAAAGGUGGACAUCCUGCUGUCGAGCCACAAACACAACCCCCAGGACAUGACGUACUCCGUGUCGGCUUUCUUCUACCUCCAGACUUCGCUGAGGAACCUUGGUCAAAGUCAGUUCAUCUGCAGCGUCUCCCACAAGUCCCUGAGGGUUCCCAUCAAGAAGAGCUUCACUCUGACGGUAGAAGAGCCCAGCAGCUGGCUGUUCAGCAUCACCAUGGGUUUCAUCGUGUUGGCUCUACUGUUCGUUCUCUGCGUGAUGCUGCUGUACCUGAGCUCAGUGAGAAAGAAGAUUCAUGAAAAGAAACCCUACUGAAAAGAAAACCAGUCAUAAAGGUUUUAACGUCACUGGUCACCAGGAGGUCAGGGGUUCCAUUCCUGUUGGAGUUUUCACUCUGGACUUCAAAUACUCAAAGUAAAAGAUUCUGUUUGCAUCAGAGAUGCUGCACGACUGAAAACCUCCAUCAGACAGAAGAACGACAUCAACUGAGACCAACUGGAACAAGAAAAAAAACAGAAUGGCAAAGGCAGAUAAUGUAAAAUAGAUCUAUGUUUGAAAUAUUUAAUUUGUCCUUGACUGUUGAAUUGUAGUUUGGAGUCCUGCGUGCAACAGUUUUCAGCUUCUCAACAAUCUUAAAAUAUCCAAGCCUACUGAUGUGUUUUUAUUCUUUCUUUAAAAAGCCUUUUCCAACAGAAAACACAGUUGAUAGAGAAAAUCUUUGAUUAAAACUUCACAGAAACGUUG
Molecule: messenger RNA, 1845 nt
Organism: Cynoglossus semilaevis (tongue sole)
Lineage: Eukaryota; Metazoa; Chordata; Actinopteri; Pleuronectiformes; Cynoglossidae
Product: tapasin-like
Exons: 8
Coding region: 109-1416 (435 amino acids)
Source: RefSeq, a predicted model, not a curated record